Molecule: messenger RNA, 3557 nt
Organism: Labrus bergylta (ballan wrasse)
Lineage: Eukaryota; Metazoa; Chordata; Actinopteri; Labriformes; Labridae
Gene: foxj1a
Product: forkhead box J1a
Biological process (GO): regulation of transcription by RNA polymerase II
Cellular component (GO): nucleus
Molecular function (GO): RNA polymerase II cis-regulatory region sequence-specific DNA binding; DNA-binding transcription factor activity, RNA polymerase II-specific
Source: RefSeq, a predicted model, not a curated record
AGCGGGAGAAGGACAAGAAGGAGCUGGCUGACAAAGAGGAGAGAGGUUUUGGUGAGAGCCAUGCUGUCUCUGAGCUGUGCCGACCCGUGGCCUGAAGGCUCGGUGGGGCUGGAGGAGGAGGUUGUGACCGCAGCUGCCCAGGCUGAGGAGCGGGACAGCGCCAACAACACAAGCAGCAACAGUAGCUUCUGCAGCUCCGUCAACCUGGACGACAGCCUCACCAGCCUGCAGUGGCUCCAGGAGUUCUCCAUCCUCGGUGCCAACUCGCCGCAGCAGACCCACAACCAGCCGCACCUGUUCGGCCAUCAUCCACUGGGCUCCGACGCACCGGCCUCCCCUCUGGCCGGGGACCCUGCCUCCAUCGGCAUGCCCCUGACCCCGGGAAAGCCCACAGCUGCAGCCUACAGCCGGAUGCAGGCUCUCCCCAGCAUCGUGGCACACGGUCACUGUCCAGAUGAGGUGGACUACAAGACCAACGCGCACAUUAAGCCGCCGUACUCGUACGCGACGCUCAUCUGCAUGGCCAUGCAGGCCAGCAAGAAGAGCAAGAUCACUUUGUCCUGUAUCUACAAAUGGAUCACUGACAACUUCUGCUUCUACCGGCACGCUGAUCCCACCUGGCAGAACUCCAUCCGACACAACCUGUCACUCAACAAGUGCUUCAUCAAGGUGCCGCGGCAGAAGGACGAGCCAGGGAAAGGUGGUUUCUGGAAGAUAGACCCACAGUAUGCUGAGCGUCUCCUUAGCGGUGCCUACAAGAAGAGGCGAAUGCCCCCAGUCCAGAUCAACCCAGCCUUUCAGAACAGGCUCAGGGUUACCCUUCAGCCCCAGUACAGAGGCCCCUGCAGCCCCACAGAAGGUCUAAACAGCUUGUCUAUCAAUCCAGACUCCCAGAGGCUCCUCCGGGAAUUUGAAGAGGCGACUGGUGCCGACCAGAACUGGGAUCCUCAUCUGGCUGAAGGGACAAUGCUAGGGUCCUGGCCAGUGGUCAGGGGAAGAAGUGGGCACAAGAGGAAACAGCCACAGGGUUCCAGAAAUGGUGCCAAAGCCCCUCGACGAUCCAGCUCACCUCUGCUCACCGCUGAUGAACCAAAAGAGAUUGGACCUCUGAAGGGAGACUUCGACUGGGACGCCCUUUUGGACUCAGCCCUUAGUGGUGAGCUCAGUUUGGAUGGCGGAGAACCCCUGAGCCCCAUCAUGAAAGAGGAGGACUUGACAGUUCGGGGAACCCACAUCUCUCCAGUUGAGGCUCCAGCAGGGACAUCGGACAUACAUGUGUUGGUGGAGACACAAAGGAAUAAUGACGUGUCAGACCUUGAUGAGGAGACCUUCCUUGCCACAGCGUUCCUCGAGAGCCCCUGGCCAGAAGAGGAGGAUCAAGGCCGCAAUGACUUCCUCUGUAGCUCCACUGUCAACCUGGAUCAACUGUUUGACCUAGGAGCCUCACUUGGUGGAGACCCAAGCACCCGGAUUGACACCCUUCUUUGAGGAAUUGUUAUUUUCAAGGUCUUCUUUCACUACUAAAACUCUUUGCUACCCUACGAGAGAACAACAGACUCCUUUUUCAUCUCAACGACUUUUAUUGUUCUUUGCAAAAUCUUAACAUUGUUUGAAAAGUGACAUUUUUAUGCUGAUUCAUGCAGGAUUUACAUUGGUAGCACCUUCUAAACAAAGAUGCUACAACAUACAGCAGCAGAGCACAUCCCUAAACUUAAAACAAUAAUGUGUUGAAUAUGUUAUUGGGACCAGAAAUUAUUUGUGACAAAAACAUUUUUUUAGAACAUAGAGCCUGUUAUAGAGACUUACUGUACCAUGUGAGAUCAAUCAUGCUGGCAAGCAAGGAUAUGCUAACGCAAGUUAGUCACAUUAGCUUCCUAUCCUUCAAUUUUUCACUGAACUGGGGUUGUAGCUCUUCCCUGAUGAUAUAUGUUCGGACUGCAAAUGAAUUUAUUCAACUAAGUUUGACUGAAGACAGGAACAAAUUCCUUUUUUGAACUAGCAGCUAGCAACAUGGGAGUACUAAAGGAACUAUACAGUGCUGCAGUUCUACUCAGCCUUUCUCUAAAUGAAUCCCAUUGUCCAUUCAGGACUAACUAGAAUUUGGCUGAUAUUUUGCAUUAUUUGCUAGACGUGCUAUGUUCAUUUAAAUGGGCACAUCAUAUUCUUUGGUAUCCAGUCCACAUUAGGCACCCACAAUUAGCAAGCCAGUUAGCGUAUGCUGAUCUGAAAAUCAAAGAAAGUGACAUUUUAAAUAAGCAUUGGUAUAAUGUAAUGUGUGUAAACUAUGUCUCAGUUGUGGAGAAGUUUAAACUCUGACAGUAGAAGGUGGCAUAGCUGAUAUGCUAAAAUCGCUUCGUCCAUUUUGGCAAUAGGUCAGUGAUGCAAAUGUGUGCAUUAUAAUCAACCAAAUUGAACUACAUGCAGAAAACCCCAAUGUGUUACAUCAGGGUAAAAGAGCAAAAUCUCUGUUUGUAAUGCUAGUGUGAACAUGCAAACUGAAUGGCACAUCAUGGUCUCUGUUUACAGUAUGAAAAAUGUGUUCAUGUUAUGUGUGUACACUACAGUUGGCUUAACUUUUACAUAAAAUUAUAAAUGAAUAAGUAACCAAGUGGCAUUAAGGACAAGACUGUGAUCAACUGAGAUGCAUUUAGUUUUACAUAUGAUUGUUUGCUGAAAAUUGAUCAAAUUUGACUGUAUAUAUUGUGACAGCAGCACUAAGAUGAUGAAUAAUAUGUAUGUGCCAAAUGAUGUUUGGUGUAGAAGUGAUUUACUGAUUUUUUUUAUGUUCAGUUUUCUUCCAUUUGAGCUUUUGAUACUAAUUUUCUCUGUAUGCAUAUUUCAAAAUUAAUAAGGAAUAGUUUAACUAGAUUAAUUGUGAUUAUGCAGCCUAUAGUUUUUUCAAAGAGCAGAAACAUUUUUAUUCCAUACUGGACUGAAAUGAUCCUUGUUAAAGUACUUAGUGUCCACCUUCUUUGAUCCAGCAGUAUGGUUUAGGUUCAGAACUCACACAUGAGAGCUAAAAAUAAAAUGGAAAGGAAACAGCUAAAGGCAAAACUCUCCAACGAGGAACUAAUAUGACAUUAAAGUGAUCAGUUGAAAAAGGCCAUGGCUCAUUGUAAAUGAAUACCUGACCUUUAACGUGCCCAGCAUAACUUUUGGGACAUGACAAGGUGGCAGUGUAUUUAAUGGAAAUGUCUAGCAUUCUUUUUGCAAGGAGAUGUUAUUGGCUCUAAGAAUUGUUGGUGGCGAUGCUUGGAUUGUCUCGUUGGAAGCUGACUUGAUAAACCAAAUCACUCUAUAUGAAAAUGAGUCACUUAAGUCUAUACUACAGCUAAUGUGUGACAGUGCAAUCAAUGUACACUGAUACUUGUUUUAUACAUUCAGUUGUAGACGGCUGUCAGUCCAGUUUACUUUAAAGAGAACAGUUUCACUCUGUUGUGUAUUGAGGUGUAAACACACAAUUUCAGGACAAAGGACUCCAAGACAAAGAAACCCUGAAAUGACUGUGUAUUAGCUCUUGGCUAUUAAAUAACACUUUUAAACAACAAACAUGUUUU